Molecule: messenger RNA, 2355 nt
Organism: Tetrahymena thermophila SB210
Lineage: Eukaryota; Ciliophora; Oligohymenophorea; Hymenostomatida; Tetrahymenidae
Product: small GTP-binding domain protein
Exons: 2
Biological process (GO): reciprocal meiotic recombination
Cellular component (GO): nucleus
Molecular function (GO): double-stranded DNA binding
Source: RefSeq, a predicted model, not a curated record
AUGAUUAGAAAAAUUGAUUUAUUUGGUAGUAAAAUAAAUUUGAGAUUUAAUGGUGCAUAAACAUAUUAGUCCAAUAUAGGCUCUCUAAUCACUAUUUUUAUAAUUGGUGUUAUUAUUGCUCGUUUAAUUUCAAUAUUUUUAAUUGCCAUUUAAAGAAAUAAUCCUACUGUUAUUUUUACUGAGAGAUAAGUGAACGAUCCAGCCUUAUUUGAAGCCACUAGUAAAUCAUUCCCUAUGGCAUUUGCUAUGCAAGAUCCUGUUACUAAAAAUUACUAUAUUGAUGAAAGUAUUUACACAGUUUAGGCUUAACUCUAGCAGAAAUUUACUACUUUUAACUCUUCUACUUAAUAAAACUAAACUACAUGGAAAUAUACUGAUAUAAUUUUGCAGCGCUGUACUUCUUAGAAUUUUUAAAAUCCCAAUAAUUUAUAAUAUUUCAUAUCUUCUAAUUAUACAAAUAUGUAUUGUCUUCCUCCUGAUGCAGUAUUACCGAUUCAAGGAGACUUCCCUUCUCCAGUUUUCUCAUAAAUUUAAUUCAUUUUUAAAUAAUGCUAAAAAAAUUGCAAGUCAUAAGAAGAAAUAAAUUACUACUUACUAAAAUCAGGAAUGGCUCUUUAUAUGUCUGAUAGUUAUGUAGAUCCUACAUAAUUUUAUGAUCCUUUUUAGAUCUAUGCCAGAAAUAUGUAUUGGCAUACAAGUCUCUAGAUGCCCUAAGAUGUAAUUAUUUUUAUCAGAAAUAAUUAUGUUUAUAGUGAUUUUGGAUGGAUUAUUUCAGACAAAGAUAUAAAAAAGUUCCCUUCUUACAGUUUCUAUGAGAAUUUUCUUUAUCCUCCAAACUUUCAGUAAUAUUUUCUUACUUUAACAUUUAAGUUUGAAAAAUAAAAAGAAAACUCUUACAGUAGAAAAUACUAAGAUAUUAGCAGUAUAAUAUCAGAAAUAGGUGGAUUUUCUCAGAGUCUACUAGCCAUUGGCUUCUUGAUCUGCACUAAAAUUUCCUAAUUAUAGUUGAAUUAAUAGUUAGUCAAUUCUGUAUUUAAUUAUGACGAGCCUGAAGAAACUUAACAAAAUCAUUUAAUAAAAGAAUAAAAAACUCACGGAUGUUGCAGAGCUAUUUUCAAAAAUAAAUAAAAAAAAAACAAAAAUAAUUAAUAAACAGAAGCAUCAUAAUUGCAGUAACUUAGCUCUAUAUAAAAUAAUGAUACAAGACAAAUAUUCAACAAAAAUGUUGAUUAUACUUUUAAAUCAGACUAAAAUUAAAACUAAUUAAUUAAAUUUAAAAAUAAGAUUAAUUAGUCUACAUCAUCCCAAUUCAAAUCAUAAGAACAUAAAAGAUCUAUCUCUAAUAGUUAAAAUCAUACCUUAAUCUUAGCAUCCAUUUUAUAGGAGCAGUAAAAAAUCUAAAAAGAUGAUAAAAGCAAAAUAAAUUAAAAAAUAUCUAAUAAGCUCAUUAAAAAAAUAGAUAAAAUAAAUUAAAAUAGUCAAAAAUUAAAAGAAAAGAAUUUUAAUUCUAUGUUAGAAGAGCAAACAAGGAGUAUGAAGUUGAGUGUAUGGGAAUAUAUUAAAUCUAUAUUUUUUCCUUUCGGAAACUUAAGAUAAAAAAAGAAAGUGAUUGAAUAUAGCAUUAACAAGCUUUACAACCAUUUAGAUAUCUUGUAAAUAUUAAAGAGACUGAUAGAGGUAGAAAAAUUAAAAAGAUUAUUACUAGAUAAAGAUUAAAUUAAACUUUUUGACUAUCUACCAAAGCCUACUAUUCACUUAGACAUGAUAUAAGAGCAAAAUGAGAAUCAAAGAAAAUCUGAAAGAUCAGAAAUAGAUUUAUUAUAUUAAGAUAAUAGAACACCUUUGCAAAAAGUAAAAGAAGCAUAAGAAGCUUAUAAAAAUAUUUUGUAGAAAUAUCAGCAAACUUAGUUAGAUGAGAAAAUUAUAUAAAUGUUAGAUCCUAAUCUUUUAUCUGUAUUUGAAUAAAAUAAUACUAAUUUUAAGCUUGAUUCUUAAAAUGAAAGAAUCAAUAGCAAACUUUUAGAUAACUCAAAAAAAAAAUAAGAAAGCCAAAUAAAUAAUAAAAAUGAAAAAAAUGAAUAAUUAGAAUUAAUAAAAAUAUCAAAUGUUUUUGAAGAUUAAACAAAAUAAAGUUAAAAUAAAAAAGUCUUUUAUAGUUACCAGAAAAAUAACUUUUGUUCAGUUUAAGAUGAGUCAAAAGAAAAUCUUGCAAUACUUAAACAAACAACAAACUCUAAUAGUUUGAAUAAUAUUUGUCAAAAAAAUUUCUAAAAUGUUGCAGAAGAAGAAAUAAAUAAUACGAUAUUUUAGAACUUUUUUAAUCCAACUAAAAAUAAUCAACUUUCAAAACUUUGA